UACCGCUCUAAUAUUGACUAUAAGAUAAUUAUUUAUUAUUAAACUGUAUAAUUAUAACUGAUUUAAAAAAUAAAAUACGCAUUAAAAAAAAAAAACUUUGCGUCCUGAAAAAAAGACCACGCAUUUCCCCUUUGUUAGCACCUCCUACCAGCACAGUUGACUACACAGUGGGGCGGAGUAAAAAGUUGCCGUAUUCCGCGUUAAAACGGCGCCUUCGACAUACACGGAGGUCACGGUUAAAAUGCACAGAACACCUUGUGAUGUUUUUGCUAAAUCGGAAGGCGUGUUUCACAGACUAACCAAUCAAAUCUUCCUAGGCUUUCAAGUUAGGCAGACUCUAGAAGCACGUGUAGUUGUUAAUGUCUAUUAUUUGCGGCCAAAAUUUUAGGUGAUCAUAUUCAAAUCAUCAUUGCUCAUUACUUCAAAUCACUACACCUUACAGUAGAUUAUAUCUAGAUACAAUAGAGGCACAUUCCUAGGCCAAAUUUCUACAAAUGCUCCAGCUUCCCUAGUGAUAUUAGAGCAUGGAAUGGGUUGCAGAAUAAAUGCAUGACGCAUAGAGGUUUAAAAAAGACCAAUCGUUUUUAUCGCUAUAACAAUAGGUCUCGUUUUUUAUAUGUUAAUAAAUUAAUAAUGAAUCUAGUAUUUAUUUUAUAAUCAAUAUAAUAGUAAUUAUAUCCAAAUACUAUAGUUCUCUCUUUUUAAAUUAGUUUAAAAUAAAAAGAAAGGGGGAGAUAUAGAAUGUAGAUAUGGUAUUUUAAAAUUUCUUUGGGUGAGGGGAAGAUACUAUCAAGUAACAAAUCUCAAGACUCAAUCCAAUCACAGCCAUCAGACCAACACACAUUAGAAAAAGUUCAUUAAUAGCACAACACACAGGUGUAUACCAGGCCAUCUACACAGCCCCAAAACAUUGCUCUAGUUUUAUUGACAACAAUGAUGAGAGAAAAGGGGGAGGAGCCAAUUAUUGAUCGGUCAAGCCGUUAAUUAGGUCACACACUAAGCAUGCUAGUACGUUGAUGCUUUUUGUAUGUGUGUGCAACAGACACUGAGCGUGCUCUAAGAUACGUUUUUUUUUUGGUCAACUAGGUGGCUUGGAGAAGGCGGAAUUUAUCUAGAAUCUAGAUGUAUAGCCUGAUGCCUACUUAUGUACAGCUUAUCCUGUUGAAGAUGAGGAAUAUUAUAUUUAUUCUGAGCCUACUGAUCAUUCAGGUCUUAAGAUAUACACCACAUUUCAGAAGCCUCAGUUUGUGGGUGGAAUAUUUCUUUUGGCUAGUUACUGGUUUCAAAUUCCACCCCAAGUGUCAUGCAAAGUUAUCACAGGCUAUCAAUACAAUGGGACUUAUCAUGAAUAGGCAAAGGGAAUCCCCAAUGGCCACAAGUGAGUUAGUUCUAAUAUUGACACUACUAGUGACACCAGCAUUAGUUUGAUUUAUUUUCUGCAAGUGUAAACUUACAAAAGUCUGCAAGUGUAAACUUACAGCGGUGUCAUACAGCCAACCGGCAUCUUAUACCAUUUCUUUGCCGAUGACUCACAGUUAUAUGAUUCAUCAGUACCCUCAGAGGUGUCGCAUCUGGCAGAGAAAAUCAGUGGUACCGUUGCAAGGGUGAGCGAUUGGAUGGUUGAAAAUAAACUCAAGAUGAACGAAGACAAGACAGAAAUAAUUAAGAUUGGCACA
Molecule: messenger RNA, 1676 nt
Organism: Biomphalaria glabrata
Lineage: Eukaryota; Metazoa; Mollusca; Gastropoda; Planorbidae
Exons: 5
Coding region: 1123-1428 (101 amino acids)
Source: RefSeq, a predicted model, not a curated record